AUGGAUAAUGAAACGACAACGUUGUCUGAAUACGAGGCGUCACUAGUAUGGUUUGAUAGCAACCUCGUCAACUUUUCUGCACUAACCAUGACAGCUCUUUCUAUCAUUGCCCUGCUCGUCAAUGUGUACCUGUUGAAUGCUAUCAAAAUGUCAACUUUCACCGCGUCUGUUGUUACCCUCUCUGCUCUUGCGUUCAAUCAUUACGUCGGAAUUGUGUACCCACUCCAUCGGAACGCAAUUACUCCCAAAACAGUUAAAUGGACUAUCAUUCUUGCCUAUGUCAUCCCGCUGAGCAUUUAUUUGGCAAUUUUCACAGUCUUUCCAGGAGGUCUUCGUGCCCCUAUUGCUUUUGCAUUUUUUGACCGUGAAGGGUGUCAAGGAAACGCAAUUUACAGAAACUAUUUCUUCCGAGCAUCACUUGUUGGGCCGUUUCUCUUUUUCAUCACUAUGCUCUCCAUCCUAUACUUGCACAUUGUCAUUCAUAUGCGUAAAGUUUCACGUGAUCCAUUGUUGAAUAACAACAAUAAUCGGAGAAAUAACAGAAAACUACUCAUCACUAUUCUUUUACUUGCGGGUUCAGCCUGUGCUGGAUGGCUUCCAACUACUCUUAACUUUCUGUUGCCCUUAGUAUUUACUGUGCCUCGCCGUGCCAGGUUGAUCCUCGGUAUCCUUGCACAGUUGUUGCAUGUGGUCAAGCUACUAGCGGAUGCAUUCAUUUAUGCUCGUCGAUUGAUAGAAAUCAAAUAUGCAAUUUAUGUGUUCAACCAGAAAGUCAAAAACAGCGUUCUUGAAAAACUUCAUUGUCAUUCCUCGGAUGAAAAAGAGCAAUCGUAUGUACCACCGGAAUUCCAAAAGUAUUUGAGUGAGACCAAAGAGAACAGAUCGGUGAGAUCGAAACGGGUGAAAAGUGAAUUUCAAAACUCUGACCGCAAGCGUUUUGGAUCAGAAAGACCGAAAAGAUCAGCUAGCAACAUUCCGAACAAUAAAGGAUCUCCAAACGGAAACAAGCACCUUUCCGCUCAUCAAUCACUCAAAACAUGUAAAUCAGUGCCAUCUGUAGUGGUGCAUGACGAAUCAGAAUCACGUAAAAGCAGCAACUCGGUUAUUGUGAAAACGGUGCGACUCUCUACGGUGUCCAACUUCCAUCAAUAUUGA
Molecule: messenger RNA, 1155 nt
Organism: Caenorhabditis remanei
Lineage: Eukaryota; Metazoa; Nematoda; Chromadorea; Rhabditida; Rhabditidae
Exons: 7
Coding region: 1-1155 (384 amino acids)
Biological process (GO): adenylate cyclase-activating G protein-coupled receptor signaling pathway
Cellular component (GO): plasma membrane
Molecular function (GO): G protein-coupled receptor activity
Source: RefSeq, a predicted model, not a curated record